Epinephelus moara (kelp grouper) is the source of this 1800-nucleotide messenger RNA. It is a transcript of the gene rnf11b, whose product is annotated as ring finger protein 11b. The transcript has 3 exons. NCBI's taxonomy places the organism in Eukaryota, Metazoa, Chordata, Actinopteri, Perciformes, Serranidae. The coding region runs from base 458 to 922 and encodes 154 amino acids. The record is from RefSeq and is a predicted model, not a curated record.
ACCUUUUGUCGUUGUUCGGCAGCUGCAAACUGGAAAGUCCCUGACAGCCAGGGAGGUUUCAGACAGGAAAACCACAGCCAGGUUUGUCGUUGUAAAUGAGGGAGACUCUUAUUUUCUUCGCCUCUCUACCUCCGCGGACAGUAAAUUCUGCAAGGUUGUUUCAGUCGUGAUUUUUUUUAGGCUAACCGAUGCUUCCUUGCGAGUGCUAGCUCUUUGUGCAAGCUAGUUCUUUGUGUGGCUAGCUGCUAGCCGAGGGAUGUUUUGUUGUUGUUGAACUGAGCAGCCCUCCCGUCGUCUGGGAGAGGAGAUUCAUCAGCUGUGCAUGGAGAAACGCCUUCUCGACGUCUCCUCGUCUGCUGCUGACAUUUUAUGUGCGAGUGGCCCGUGAGAAUCCCGCUGUUCAACGUUUAGUGAAGCGACACCGAGAGAGGGGAGAGUUUGACCGACGAGGAAGGAGAUGGGAAACUGUCUGAAAUCUCCCACCUCGGAUGACAUUUCUUUGCUUCAUGAAUCUCAGUCGGACCGGGCCAGCUACGGAGACGGUGUUGACCCCGACCUGGAGCCACCGCCCCCCUAUCAGGAGCAGAUCCACGUGCCUGUCUACCACCCAACACCGAGCCAAGCCCGACUGGCCACUCAGCUGACAGAGGAGGAGCAGGUUCGCAUCGCCCAGCGAAUCGGACUCAUCCAGCACCUCCCAAAGGGCGUAUACGACCCAGGGCGGGAUGGCUCUGAGAAGAAGAUCAGAGAGUGCGUCAUCUGUAUGAUGGACUUUGUGUAUGGAGACCCCAUCCGGUUCCUACCCUGCAUGCACAUCUACCACAUGGAUUGUAUAGACGACUGGCUAAUGAGAUCCUUCACCUGCCCCUCCUGCAUGGAGCCUGUGGACGCCGCGCUGCUUUCCUCCUACGAGACCAACUGACACAUACACACAGACAUAUGCCCACGGACACCUGUGGACCAGACUGGACACACACAUACAAUAUGCACACAAAUGGACAAACACACAACUCCCAUCUUGCUAACCUGUAUCCUGGAUUAGUAAGAUGCUGCUGUAAAACUGUGACAGUGUAAAAGAUUUAGGAUGAACUCUUUUUGUGUCUGUGUGUGUGUGUGAGCAUGCAUGUGUGUGUAUGUGUGUGCACACAAGUUCCCCAGUUGGCCUGCUGGACAGGAUUGGAGGAAUGAACAGAGCGUUGGCGUUAGGGACAAGCUGGAAGGAGCUGGAUCGAGCUGGAUCGAGAAGAGGAGUAAAAGGCGGGAGCUGGCGAUGGGAGAUGAGAGGAUGCCAGUGCAAAAGGAAGUCGAGGGGGAUGGGGAUGGAUGACGGUUAACUCUUAUGAUUAAGAAAUCUUUCCAAGAUCCGCUUUUAUACACACACACAGCUGUGCCCUGUCACACCCUUCCUUUAUUUACUUAACUCCAUAAUUGAAAUGAACAGAAUACAGGAGGAAGGACAUCUGACCACCAACAUUAGGCUGCAGAUUGUGUUAAAGCCUGAUUACUAUAAUGUCGCACAGCAAGACAAGAGGAGAAACGCCCUUCAGAAGAUCUGCCAGAUGCUUUGAUGUGUCUCCACACUGACGUCUGUUGCAGACUGCAGAGUCACAUCCGCGACAAAAACUGCUACAGAUGCAAAAAUGUGAUUUAAAGACUGCUAGAGCUGGACAUGAGACUUAAGACUAUGAACAUUAGAUGUAUUCUGCAGACACACCACAGGCCUCCACUGGUCCACGGCACCUGGGCCUGGAGUUGUCUGUCUGUAUAGAUCUUUUAUGAGAAAAAUGAGUUUGGUCGGUG